CUUCCAGGUUAAUUUUGAGCAGCACCUUGAUUUCAGGAGGGAGAAGGGGAAGUUCGUUCUGGGUACUCUGAGACCCACGCAGGCGAAGUCUGGAGCCGCGACAUGAGUCAGAGCCACCGGGAGGGAGGACACUGAGAGUCCAUUGUCUGAAGCUGUGAGGAUGAAGCCCAGUUACAGUUUAAGAGCAGAAGCUGUUGAGAUACCUAAGUUAUGAGACACCUGCCAUGGAGAGCUACCUAUAGGGAAUGGAAGCAACCACAUGGAUGCAGUGAGCUAUGACGAUGUGCAUGUGAACUUCACUCAGGAAGAAUGGGUUUUGCUGGAUCCUUCCCAGAAGAGUCUCUACAAAGAUGUGAUGCUGGAGACCUACAGGAACCUCAGUGCCAUAGGCUACAAUUGGGAAGACCAUCAUACUGAAGAACACUGUCAAAGUUCUAGAAGACGCGGAAGGCAUGAAAGAAGGCAUACUGGAGAGGAACCCUAUGAAUGUAUUAAAAGUGGUAAAACCUUUGCAUAUCACAGUCAUCCUCAACGGCAUGAAAGAAUUCAUACUGGAGAGAAACCCUAUGAAGUUAUUCAAUAUGGUGAAGACUUUGUAUAUCACAGUAGUCUCCAAAUAUAUAAAAGAUUAGAUAUUGGAGAUAAACCUUAUGAAUGUAGUCAGUGUGGUAAAGCAUUUACCUAUCAUAGUCAGCUUCGAAGACAUAAAAGAACACAUACUGGGGAGAAACCCUACAAAUGUAAUCAAUGUGGUAAAGCCUUUUCUCAAAACGGUCACCUCAUAAUACACAAAAGAACACAUACUGGCGAGAAACCCUAUGAAUGCAGUCAGUGUGGUAAAGCAUUUACAGAUCAGAGUCAACUUCGAAUACAUAAAAAAGCACACACUGGAGAGAAACCCUACAAAUGUAAUCAAUGUGAUAAAGCCUUUUUACAAAACAUUAAUCUCAGAAUACACAAACGAGCACAUACCGGGGAGAAACCCUACAAGUGUAAUCAGUGUGAUAAAGCCUUUGCGCAGAACGGUCACCUCAUAAUACAUAAAAGAACGCAUACUGGAGAGAAACCCUAUGAAUGUAUUGAGUGUGGGAAAGCCUUUGCAGAUCAAAGUCAGCUUCGAAUACAUAGAAGAAUACAUACUGGAGAGAAACCCUACAAAUGUAAUCAGUGUGAUAAAGCCUUUGCACAGCACAGUAAUCUCCGAAUACAUAAAAGGACACACACUGGAGAGAAACCUUAUGAGUGUAAUCAGUGUGAUAAAGCCUUUUUGCAAAACAUUAAUCUCAAAAUACAUAAAAAAGCACAUACUGGUGAGAAAACUUACGAAUGUAAUCAAUGUGGUAAAGCCUUUGCCCGUUACUAUCAUCUUCAAUGUCAUGAACGAAUUCAUACUGAAGAGAAACCUUACAAAUGUAAUCAGUGUGAUAAAGUCUUUUCACAGUCACAUAGUCUCCAAAUACACAAAAGGACACACACUGGAGAGAAACCCUAUGUAUGUAAUCAAUGUGGUAAAGCCUUCGCAGAUAAUAGUCACCUUCGAAGACACAAAAGAACGCAUACUGGAGAGAAACCCUAUGAAUGUAACCAAUGUGGCUCAGCCUUUUCACAAAGCAGCUAUCUUAGAAUACAUAAAAGAACACAUACUGGAGAGAAACACUUUGAAUAAGCAAGCCAUAUGGUAAAGCCUUUGCAUAUAGCAGUAGUCUUAGACAACAUGAGAAAAGUCAGCCUACAGAGAAACCCCACACAUGUAGUGAGUGUGGCAAAGUUUUGUACUUCCCUGUAUCUUUGUACAUGAGGAAAACCUUCAGUGCGUAAGCAAUCUGUUAAAGACUUUGCAUAUCCCAGUAGUCUCUGAGGUUCUGAAAGAUCUUCUGAAGGGAGUCUAGGACUGUAAGGGGCUUGGUAUGAACUUUAGCCAAUCACACAGUCACACAACAUUAUUUAUUCUAGAGAAAAAAGUGUAACAGGUGUCAACAAUCUUUCCAAGCAUUACAAUGUUACUGUUUUGGUUGCACUUUUCAUUUUCCCACUCAUUUUUGUAUGUUGAACACUUUCUGCAUCUCUGGAAUGAAGCCUACCUGAACAUCGUACAUGAUCCUUCCGGUCUUUUCUUUGCUUGAAUUUUCAAGUAUUAUUUUUACAUCUGUGCUCCCAUGGGAAAUUGGUCUAUAAUACUCUUCUCACUGAGUCUUUUUGUGCUUUGGGUAUCAGGGUAACUGUGGUUUCAUAAAAUGAAUUGGGUAAUGUUCCUUUUUUCUAUUCAUCUAGAAUUUUGUAAAGAAUAUUUACCUCCCGAAGGGACAAACCUAGAUGCCAAGAUUUUGGUGAAAUUAUGGCUACAUCUGCUCCUGUGUGUACUAAACCCUCGAUUUCAGCGCCAUUUAUUUGUGUUUUCAGCUCUUAUCUUUCAUCAUUUCUAGCAGUUGGCGAAAAUUCUUGUUUUCUUUUCUUUUCUUUUCUUUUUUUUUUUUUUUUUGGUUCUUUUUUUCGGAGCUGGGGACCGAACCCAGGGCCUUGCGCUUCUCAGGCAAGCGCUCUACCACUGAGCUAAAUCCCCAGCCCCCAAAUUCUUGUUUUCCGGUCACUGCUGUAUUUGUUUACAGAAGCUGUUAUGUCCUUGAUCACAUGCAGACUAGUGUUGUUUUUAACAACAGGCAUUAAAUCGUUUAAUUGCUGUGUAGGUGAGUUUCUUUGAGACUAACAGGGGCUGGAGAGAUGGCUCAGCCGUUAAAGGCUAGGCUCACAACCAAAUAUAUAAGAGACUAACAGGAUGUGAUUGAACUGAAUUUGAUUCCGGGGCCCUGUGGUAGGCCCCAUAGGGUGUCUCUCAAGGCAAAGCUUACCUUGCUUAUCCCUUGAUCUGCAUUCAUUAGUCUAGUGUUGACCUAUGCCAUACCUUCUGCAUGCUCCAGAUAAUCCUUUUGGAUUAUCUCUGGAAAAAGCAUUCUUUCUUGGAAUGCCUGGCCCACAACCCCUUGUCAAAUGUCCAGGCUCCCCACAAUGAGAGCAUCUGGCAUUUUGAUGUUUCCUAAACCUUGAGAAAUUACUUCUAUCAGAGUAGCAUCAUAAAUUUGAGAUUCAAUGCCAUCCAUAUUCCUAAUCUAUUCCUUUUGGUGCUGAUCUUGCCUGUAAAGGUCUAAUCAAUGUUUUGCAUUCUGAAUUAGCAUGUUCAAAAGCCAAAAAUUGCAAUUAGCAUUUUUCUGACUCUUAAAUCUGAUACUAUUCUAUUUAUAACUGAAGUCAGUUUUUGCAAAACAUCAGAGAAGGCUUCUGUUGGGCCGUGUAUAAUUUUAGUAAACAACUCAGCCCUCUUUCCUGAACCUUAAGCCUGGUCCCAAGUAUUUAAAGCUGCCAAAUGACAUAGCACCAUGAUGUGAUUAUUAAAUUUAAGCUCGCUGUGCAACUCAGCCUAUUGACCUUCAUCUCACCACUGAUCUGGGGAAAUAUCAUUCCCCAUAGCCUGAUUGUAUGGCCCUAGCUUCCUCUUUAAAUUUUUUUUGAUAUUUUAAAAAUUUAUGAGUGCAUACUGGAAGUUUCCAUUACAGAUGAUUGUGAGCCACUGUGUGGUUUUGAACUUGAGACCUCUGGAAGAGCAUCCAGUGCUCUUAACCACUGAGCUCCCCAACCCCCACCCCUGGCUUUCUGUUUUCACCAUGUUUGCCAUGGUGAUCUAGUCUCCCUGAAAAGGUACAAAAGACUAGGAACAAUCACACUGUAGGGCAUUAUUACAUCAUAGGGCACUAUAACCCCAGAGCAGGAGGACAGCAAGGUUAGGAGGAGGAAGGAGAAGGACAGCAGAGUAAAAGAACUUAGACAUUAAAAGGAAACUUAGAAAUUAAGAGAGUAAUACACAGAGUGAAGAGAGAAGGAGAGCAAAAACAGAAUCUGCAGAGGGAGCAGGAAGAGCAGGCAGGCUUCUUACUACGUGUGGGAACAGGUUUUUUUUUCUUAACAGCAAGGCAGGGUGAGUCUUACUCAAGAGGGCAACCCAGUUUCCUUACAGACUUGGGCUGCAUUCAUCUAGCAAUAAAAGGGUAGACACCUUUUCUUUCUCUAUGCAAUAAAGAUUGGAGUUCUUUUUCAUCCAGAA
This is a messenger RNA of Rattus norvegicus (Norway rat), 4093 nucleotides long. It is a transcript of the gene Zfp933, whose product is annotated as zinc finger protein 933. Gene Ontology annotation, cellular component: nucleoplasm; nucleus. Gene Ontology annotation, biological process: positive regulation of transcription by RNA polymerase II; regulation of DNA-templated transcription. The transcript is spliced from 5 exons. Lineage: Eukaryota; Metazoa; Chordata; Mammalia; Rodentia; Muridae. Bases 260 to 1666 code for a protein of 468 amino acids. The record is from RefSeq and is marked validated. Gene Ontology annotation, molecular function: sequence-specific double-stranded DNA binding.